Messenger RNA from Filobasidium floriforme, 1708 nucleotides. RefSeq names its product L-Aspartase-like protein. Lineage: Eukaryota; Fungi; Basidiomycota; Tremellomycetes; Filobasidiales; Filobasidiaceae. The record is from RefSeq and is a predicted model, not a curated record. The transcript has 11 exons. Gene Ontology annotation, cellular component: cytosol. Gene Ontology annotation, molecular function: argininosuccinate lyase activity. The coding region runs from base 127 to 1536 and encodes 469 amino acids.
AUUUCAUCCAACUACUACUGCUGCUAUCUUUUCAAUCUGCAUGUCGUGGCCGUUCUGAAGACCUAUUGAUCCACCAGAUACACGCCAGACCGAAUCUAGCAUCGUUCCAGUCAAUCAUAUCUAGCCAUGACGACUUCCCAGGACGACUUUACCAAGCGGAAACUCUGGGGUGGACGCUUUACCGGAGCUACCGACCCAUUGAUGCACCAGUACAACCAGUCACUGGCUUACGACAAGAGGAUGUAUGCCGCAGACGUCAAAGGCUCGAUAGCGUUCUCUAAAGCCCUGCAGAAGGCUGGGAUUGUUUCCUCUAACGAGCAAGCCGAGAUUGAAAGGGGCUUGCGAGUCGUUGAGGAAGAGUGGAAGAACGGAAAGUUCGACAUCAAAGCCGAUGACGAGGAUAUCCAUACGGCGAACGAGCGUCGACUGUCGGAAAUCAUCGGCAAAGACAUUGGCGGCAAGCUUCACACUGGUCGUAGCAGGAAUGACCAAGUUGCGACCGACAUGAGGAUCUGGCUGAUGGACGAAGCCGAGACCAUCAAACAGUAUCUCAAAGACCUCAUUGCCGUGAUGGCGAACCGUGCCGAGAAGGAGGUCGAUAUUCUGAUGCCUGGGUACACUCACGUUCAGCGAGCCCAGCCCGUCCGUUGGUCGCAUCUCCUCUUGUCCUAUGCCCACGGUUUCUUGACAGACUUGGACCGUCUCAACGGAAUCAUCCCCCGCAUUUCGGUCCUGCCGCUCGGAGGCGCUGCUCUGGCCGGGAAUCCCUACGGACUCGAUCGGGAGUUCUUGCGAGCCGAACUCGGCUUCCAGACCAUAGGAGAAAACUCGAUGCACAUCGUGCCCGAUCGAGACUUUGUCAUGGAGUUCCUGCAAUGGGCCAGUCUCCUCAUGGUUCACAUGAGCAAGAUGGCUGAAGACUUGAUCAUUUACUCGACUGCCGAGUUCGGGUUCGUACAACUGAGUGACGCAUACAGUACUGGAUCGUCGAUCAUGCCCCAGAAGAAGAACCCAGACUCGCUCGAAUUGUUGCGCGGCAAAUCAGGACGUGUCUUCGGUCAGAUGGCGGGCUUUAUGAUGACUAUGAAAGGAACACCCUCCACCUACAACAAGGAUUUCCAAGAAGACAAGGAGCCUCUGUUUGACUGCGUUGACACCGUCAGCGCCAGUAUUCGAAUCGCCGAGGGCGUUAUUGCGACCAUGAGCGUCAACAAGGAAAAGAUGCAAGAAGCUCUCACAGCCGACAUGUUGGCAACCGAUCUCGCGGACUAUCUUGUUCGCAAGGGGGUACCGUUCAGGGAGACUCACCAUAUCUCUGGUCGAGCGGUUGCUCUGGCGGAAAAGAACAACAUCCAAUUGUCUGACAUCACGUACGAACAAUUCAAGGAGUUGAGCGACAAGUUCGAGCCGGAUGUUGUCGAAAGCGUCUUCAACUUUGAGAACAGCGUCGAGAAGAGGAACGCUUUGGGAGGACCGAGCCGAAGCGGCAUCGAGAGGCAAAUUCAGGUGCUCAAGAAAGGCAUCGAGACGGAAUGAUGGAUGCCGGUUACUCGCUUUGGUCAACCCCAUCGCCAGACCACAAGUUCGAAAAGGCCAUUGAUUGGUAUAGUUAGAUAUAUCCCUUCGCUCUCAUGGGUGUAUCGGUUUGGAAUUAAUGCCACAACGGUUAUUAUGCAUAAUCAUCUCAACCUCUGUCUCCAUAACGUUG